Meloidogyne enterolobii is the source of this 626-nucleotide messenger RNA. Lineage: Eukaryota; Metazoa; Nematoda; Chromadorea; Rhabditida; Meloidogynidae. The record is from the annotation of a GenBank genome assembly.
AAAAAAUUUUAAAUUUAACAAGUUAAAGGACUUAAGAAGAGAAAUGUCGGUGACUUUACAUACAACUGCUGGAAAUAUAAAAAUUGAAUUGUUUUGUGAAAAGUGUCCAAAGAGUAGUGAGAAUUUCCUCGCCUUAUGUGCCAGUGGACAAUACAAUGAUUGUAUUUUUCAUCGCAAUAUAAAGUCCUUUUUAGUCCAAAGCGGUGAUCCAACAAAUCGAGGUUCUGGCGGUCAAUCUAUUUGGGGAGCGCCUUUUGAGGACGAAUUUUAUGAAGAUAUUAAGUUCGACGCCCGUGGAAUUCUAGGCAUGGCAAGUAAUGGCCCAAAUACAAAUCGCUCCCAAUUUUUUAUUAUUUAUGAUAAACAGCCUUCCCUGGACUUGAAAUAUACUGCUUUUGGAAAAGUUAUUGACGGUUUUGAUACUUUGGAGGAAUUGGAAAAUACUAAAGUUGAUUCUAAAUACAGGUUUUUUUGGGGUUUUUUUUGGUUUUUAAAUUAUAAAGCGUAUUUAAGAAAAUUAUUUUCGAUUUUAUAUUACCUAGUUUAGCAGGAUUUUGUCUGCUAGUUAUUUUUUGGCUGGGUGGUGUUUGUAGGAGUAUGGGGGUCGUGAGUUCGAAUCCGACUGG